This is a messenger RNA of Carassius gibelio (silver crucian carp), 3017 nucleotides long. Its product is annotated as dual specificity tyrosine-phosphorylation-regulated kinase 1A-like. Lineage: Eukaryota; Metazoa; Chordata; Actinopteri; Cypriniformes; Cyprinidae. Gene Ontology annotation, molecular function: transcription coactivator activity; ATP binding; protein serine/threonine kinase activity. Gene Ontology annotation, cellular component: nucleus. The transcript has 8 exons. The record is from RefSeq and is a predicted model, not a curated record. The coding region runs from base 1 to 1911 and encodes 636 amino acids. Gene Ontology annotation, biological process: protein autophosphorylation; peptidyl-serine phosphorylation; peptidyl-threonine phosphorylation.
AUGUGUGUGUGUGUGUGUUUGCAGGUAUACUAUGCAAAGAAGAAGCGUCGUCACCAACAGGGUCAGGGCGAGGACUCCAGCAACAAGAAGGAGAGGAAGAUUUACAACGACGGCUACGAUGACGACAACUUUGACUACAUCGUUAAAAACGGAGAGAAGUGGAUGGACAGAUACGAGAUUGAUUCUCUAAUAGGCAAAGGCUCGUUCGGUCAGGUGGUGAAGGCCUAUGACCGCGUGGAGCAGGAGUGGGUCGCCAUCAAGAUCAUCAAGAAUAAAAAGGCCUUUCUGAAUCAGGCUCAGAUUGAAGUCCGACUGCUGGAGCUCAUGAACAAACACGACACCGAGAUGAAGUAUUACAUCGUUCAUCUGAAACGCCAUUUUAUGUUCAGGAACCACUUGUGUCUGGUCUUCGAGAUGUUGUCCUAUAACCUGUACGACCUGCUGAGGAACACUAAUUUCCGCGGCGUGUCUCUGAACCUGACGCGUAAGUUUGCUCAGCAGCUGUGCACCGCGCUGCUCUUCCUGGCCACGCCUGAGCUGAGCAUCAUCCACUGUGACCUCAAGCCCGAGAACAUCCUGCUGUGCAACCCCAAGAGAUCCGCCAUCAAGAUCGUGGACUUCGGGAGCUCGUGUCAGCUGGGACAGCGGAUAUACCAGUACAUCCAGAGCCGGUUCUACCGCUCGCCCGAGGUGCUGCUGGGAAUGCCCUACGAUCUGGCCAUCGACAUGUGGUCUCUGGGCUGUAUCCUGGUGGAGAUGCACACCGGAGAACCUCUGUUCAGCGGCGCUAACGAGGUGGACCAGAUGAACAAAAUCGUGGAGGUGUUGGGCGUCCCUCCCAGUCAUAUCCUGGAGCAGGCGUCUAAAGCCAGGAAGUUCUUUGAGAAGAUGUCUGACAGCACGUGGUGUGUGAAGAAGACCAAAGAUGGCAAAAGGUAUAAACCCGCCGGCUCCCGGAAGCUGCACAGUAUUCUGGGUGUGGAGGCUGGUGGCCCCGGCGGGCGGAGAGCUGGAGAGUCGGGUCACGCUGUCGCAGACUACCUGAAGUUCAAAGACCUGGUCCUGCGGAUGCUGGACUACGACCCCAAGACCCGCAUCCAGCCGUAUUACGCUCUGCAGCACAGCUUCUUCAAGAAGACGGCAGACGAAGGCACCAACACCAGCAGCAGUGUGUCCACGAGUCCAGCGCUGGAGCAGUCGCAGUCGUCUGGAACCACGUCCAGCACCUCGUCCAGCUCAGGAGGAUCAUCUGGAACGAGCACCAGCGGCCGAGCACGCUCCGACCCGACCCACCAACACCGGCACAGCGGAGGACACUUCAGUGCAGCGGCGAGACAGGGCUUCGCUCCGGCGCUGGGGUGGGUGGGAGGAGACGGACUCCAGCAGGCGUCCGGAGAGACUCACCCCGUCCAGGAGACCACCUUCAACGUGCCCCCCCACCAGCCCAAGGCUCUGCACCCCCACACGUCCCAUCAUCACCAUCAUCAUCAUCACCACCCUCCAGCGCAGCACGGUCAGGGCCCCGCCCGGCCCCGGCCCCGCCUCUACUCGCCCUCCCACAGCGCCUCCACACAGGACUCUAUGGAGGUGACCCCCGGACACCUGUCCAUGACCUCGCUGUCUUCCUCCGCCUCAUCCUCGUCCACAUCCUCGUCCUCCACCGGGAACCAUCACUACGCCUACCAGAGCCGCCCGCUGCCCCACGGCCUGGGCUUCGGCCACAACAGCAGCAUGACUCUAGGACUGGGUGCCUUCUCUAACCCUCGGCAGGAGACGGGCGUGCCGGGUCACCCCUCGAACUCUGGGCCGGGUCACUACAUGUCUGAGACUCACAUGGGCCUGCGGCCGGGCCUGGAGCGCGAGGAGUCGCCCAUGGUGUGUGUGCAGCCCAGCUCAGUGGCCAGCUCCUGACUCCUCUCGUCUGAGAGCGUGUGUUUGUUUGAUUAAAGCUGCUGGAACGGGGCGAGAGCCGCCCGCGGACGCCUGACACGAGGCUUUCCUCCUCUGACCUUUGCUUCUGUUCUCCGAUUCUCCGAUGGUUUCAGAUGUGCACGGGAGCGAGAGCGUCACGGCCAACCCACCCCAGUCCCCCACCGCGCUCGCGUCUUUUCUUCUUCACGUCGUGCAAUCGUGUGCUUCGAGCGGAGCUUUCCCAGAGUGCAAUGAGACCCGUGACGGGCGUGUGCGGCCGCGGGCAGCGCUGCUUUCAAAUGGCCUUAUCGUUACGGACAGAAUGAAGACGAGCCGGACGUUUCUUCUAGUGACAAAAGCUUUCAUGUAUUUUUGACGUGCGAACACCCUUCAUUCACGACACGGUGAUCCGAGGCCUUUCUUCACUAGAGAUCCAGCGUGGGGCGUCACAGGCCGAGUCCCUUCCCGCUCUUCUGUUGUGCUCAGCAUGUGUGUUUUACUUCAGCCCUUUCGCUUCUUUGAUUUGGCUUCACGAUUAUGCUGUGAAUUUUACACCACUUUUGUUUCUCCCUUUUGAUAAUUUAUUGUACCAAAGGCGUUUUUUUAUAGAACAUAGAUGUCUGCAACCAAUGUAGCAGUUCUGCACUUUGAAGCAAAGGUGUGUGUCAUGUCAGAACUGGAAGUGAUGUUUGAAUCCUGGACGCCAUCGCUUGCGAAAUUCUGUCGCUCUGUUUUUCUUUCUCUUCAUUUGCUCUCACCAGACGGCGGCGGCACGAGCUGCAAGCGUUUCCCGUCGGUGGUCUUGUGUUGAUUUGUCUCUCACGGGACGGUGGACGUGGACUCGAGCUGCUCGGCUGGUCCCAGAGCAGCUGGACAGUGGGAGAUCCUCUCGGCCGGACGCCGCCGGUGCUGCUCUCGAUCGCUCUCUCCGUCCGUCCGUGUGUGCGCUGGUGACGGUUGCGAGCGGACCCAUGGUUCUCUAGAGUUCCUGUGGAGGGAGUCCAUGAAACAGGCUUCAGGUGUUUACUUUGUGACCCCAUUUUAAUAGCUGAAAUAGAAUUUAUGUACAUAUUUAUAUUUUUUUAAUAAAGGAAGUUUAGAACUCA